AUGCAGGUUGAUGUAGAGGGGAAAAAAUAUGGUCCUGAAGGGAAUUUAUUAGAGGGUUCAGGGCUUAAAAAUAUUGAUGAUUCUGUGGUUUUAAUGAAUCCAGGAUUUUUAAUGGUGGAACCUUCAUGUAUUGUAGAAGAGGAGAAUACUGAAUAUACAGAUAUAGACAAAUCUGCUUAUGUAAAUAUUAUAAAGGACAAGAAAAAAGAGGAACUAGGUUACACAUUUUCAAGUGAAGCAGAAGAGAAGUCACCAUGUAAUGUCUCAAGAACAGGUGACACUGUUAAAGAAAUUCCAUUAGUUCAUGAAGAAGGAUGGACUGAAAUUAAGAUACUGAAUGUUGAAGAAAAAGAUCAGGUCAAUUUAGAGAGAAGGGUAAGUGUGGAUGUUGCUCAAGUUGUUCAGACUACAGAAGUUAGUGAAGAACAGGAGGUUACAAUAUCAAUUCCAGAUAUUCAUUCAGAAGAUUUAAGGGAUGAUAGUUCUGUUCAGUCAGAAGAAGAAGCAAGCAAAGUUUCUAAUAUAAGAGAAGAAAACCCAGAAUGUAUUACUAAACAGAUUUCAGAGGAAGGGAAUUUUAUUGUUCUCCAGCAUCAUGUUGAAAGUAGAAAAUUACCAGCAGACAGUCUAGCUGAGGCUGAAGUGCCACAAGAUGUGAGCCAGUAUGCUGGUGUAGAACCAAAAGCUGAUGACAACAUCAGUGACGUCAUUGGUGAAGAAGAGAAGAGUAUUUCAUGUAAUCAGGGUAGAAUUACCAGUAGUAUAUCAGAUGAUGCAGAAAAAGUUAGUCCAGGAAUGACAAACAGAGAUAAUGAAAAGGAAGUACAUUCUUAUAGCCAUUAUGAGUUGAAAGAUAUUGGUUUUGUUGUGAUAGAAGAGCAUUCUGACCCAAGAUUUACCAAUUUAGAAAACAAGGAGCAUAAAGAACUCAAAGAAAAAGAAAGCUCUAGCUCAUGUAACACUUCAAAUUCAAACAGCUCCAGCCCAUACUAUGAUGCCUCAGGAGAAAUGGUAGAAUCUCUUGGUUCAGAUGAAGUCUCAUCCUCUAUGGAAGUGUUGCAUUCAUCAGCAGAAAUUCUAGAUGCUUCACAAGCUCAUUGGUCCUCAAUGACUGAUCAGUCAAUGCCAUCACUUGAUGGCCAAGGUCAUGAUGAGGUUAGUGAUAAGUCGGUACCUCUGAGGGAGAUCAGAAAAGGCCCGUUAACAUGGUCAGGGCAAAGGGAUUCCCGAUUUAGUACAAUAAGUUGCUGUACAGAUGCAAGUGAGGGAGAGUUAAUCUUCAGUGAGACAGAGGGAGAAGAAUUACCCUAUGAGGACACAACUGAUGAUGAUCUAACUCUAGAGGAGGAAGCCAUAAAAGUCCUGGCUGAGAAACACGAAGCUGGUGGGACUCCCAAACCUGCUGCAGUAAGUUUUACUAAAGACAUUUCAAGACAACAAACCCAAACUUCUUCUAGCACUGUUACAUCAGUGUCAAAAAUCAGCCAUGUGUACACAACACAGAGUGCAGAUAAGGUUGGGAAGGAAAUGCGCAAGGCUGGUGAUGAUGAGGUUGAUGCUUAUCUGCGAGAAGUUACCUUAUUGGCAGAUAAGAUCACAGAACUCAAGAAUACAGCAGGCACAGUGCCAUCUUACCAAGAAGCAAAAGACAAGUCUGAGGCACUUGAGCAGGAGGUAGCGUUGCUGGAACCUGAUGUAGCUACAGUCAUAUCCCGUGGUGACACUCUCACCCUUACAACUCACAUGGUGGAUGUGCCAAGAGCCAACACCAUUCGCACUGCUGUCCACGACUUACGUACACACUGGUCUUCCCUUAAGGGUGAAACAGAGGUAUGAAGACAUUAUAAUUUCUCUU
Molecule: messenger RNA, 1855 nt
Organism: Penaeus vannamei (Pacific white shrimp)
Lineage: Eukaryota; Metazoa; Arthropoda; Malacostraca; Decapoda; Penaeidae
Source: RefSeq, a predicted model, not a curated record